Messenger RNA from Candida albicans SC5314, 714 nucleotides. RefSeq names its product Rex2p (gene REX2). Gene Ontology annotation, cellular component: mitochondrion. The record is from RefSeq and is a predicted model, not a curated record. The transcript has a single exon. Bases 1 to 714 code for a protein of 237 amino acids. Gene Ontology annotation, molecular function: 3'-5'-RNA exonuclease activity; nucleic acid binding. NCBI's taxonomy places the organism in Eukaryota, Fungi, Ascomycota, Pichiomycetes, Serinales, Debaryomycetaceae.
AUGCAAGAGCCACCUAUCAAAAAGACAAAAUUGGAUUUAAUGCAACUGUUUCUUAAGGAAAAACCACAAAUACCGAAAAAGCCAUUGGUAUGGGUUGAUUGUGAGAUGACAGGAUUAGAUGUAUUUGGUGAUGAUAAUAUUAUAGAAAUAUGUUGUAUAAUCACUAAUGAAGACCUUGAUAUUGUUGAUGAAAAUGGGUAUGAAAGUACUAUUUAUUAUCCAAAAUCAAGGUUGGAUAAAAUGAAUGAAUGGUGUAUUGAAACUCAUGGUAAAUCAGGAUUAACAGACAAAAUCUUAGCUAAUCCUGAUAGAAAACUUUCUGUUGUCGAAGAUGAAUUAUUGGAGUAUAUAAAGAAAUAUGUUCCUGAAGUAAGAACUGGUUUAUUGGCGGGGAAUUCUGUUCAUAUGGAUAGAUUCUUUAUGAUGAAAGAGUUCCCAAAAGUUAUUGACCAUUUACAUUAUAGAAAUGUCGAUGUGUCUAGUAUAAUGGAAUUUGGAUAUAGACAUAAUCCUAAAUUAAUGAAAAUGUUUCCAAAGAAGACUGGAGCUCACACUGCAAAAUCGGAUAUCUUGGAGAGUAUUGAACAACUAAAAUGGUAUAGAAAGUAUUAUUUUAAGCUGGAAGAAGAGACGAAAGAAACUAUUGAAAGCUUGUCACUGGAAUUACCAGAAGAGGAAACCAAAGAUACCAGCACUAAAACCAAUAAAGAAUAA